AGAAUGCAGUGGACAUGAACAUGAACCUCGAGCAAACGUUUACAGAAAAUACUGUAUAUGCUUGCGUCUGUUCAGCUCAGUUCUACCUCACACUUCACCCUGAGACAUUUGUGGAUGUGGUGUAAUUGCAUCUGAACCGCUGCCAGUUAUGUAACGCGAAUGGGGCAAAAAGCACAGAUCAGCGCAUAUCCCCUUUUCUUUAGAAACCUAUUUGAGCAACGGCGCGAUUUAUUUUUUUAAGGAUUAUCUUACAGGCUCUGUAAGUCUAGAAAGCGUAAAUUUAGCAGAUAAAGAAUGUUGAUUCUUAAACGCAGUUGGUAAACUCUGCGCAGGAUUCCGCAGAUCUCCUCUAACCCAAGCCCAGUGUGCGCAGGAGCUGUGCAUCUGCGCUGAGUGAACGCACCUAUCUGCCGUGUUUCUGUCUACACAGUGACAGGAGGCUUUUGGUUCUCCACCCACUGCUUCUUCCUGAUCCACAAACUCCACACAAGUACUGUUUAAAGACUUGCCAGCUCUACUGGCCAUAACAGAAGAUGAGUUAUCCUGGUUAUCCUCCUCAGGCCGGUGGUUAUCCUCCUCAGGCUGGUGGCUACCCUCCACAGGCUGGUGGAUAUCCUCCCCAGCCAGGAAUGUAUCCUCCUCAAGCAGGCGGGUAUCCUCCUCAAGCAGGCGGGUAUCCUCCUCAAGCAGGGGGUUAUCCUCCUCAAGCAGGGGCAUACCCGCCCCAGCCCGGUGCUUACCCAGGCCAGCCAGGAGCCUUUCCUCAAAUACCUUCAGGUGGAUGGGGAACUCCUGGUGCUCCUGGAAUGCCUGGAUUUAAUCCAAGCAACCUGCCUGCAAUGGCAAACGAGAUCUCUGCUGCCUUGGGAGGAUUUAAUCCAAAUCCAUCCAUGUUCCCUCAAGUACCUACUGGGGGUCCUGCACCCUACCCUAACCAACAGCCCUUUGGCCUGUCCCCUCAGCCAGGAGGAGCCAUGCCUCAGGCACCGGGGAUGGGCUAUCCAGGAGGGCCAGCUCCGGGCCAGCCCAUGCCAGGCUACCCGCAAGCCCCGUCACCUAAUCCAACCAUGCCAGGCUACCCACAAGCCCCGUCACCUAAUCCAUCCAUGCCAGGUUACCCACAAGCCCCAUCAGCCAAUCCAUCCAUGCCUGGCUACCCACAAGGUCCAUCACCGACUCCGUCCGUACCUAGCUACCCAAAUGUGCCUGCUACCAAUCCAUCCAUGCCCACAUAUGGAGGAGGAGCUCCCAUGGUGCCUGCAAUUAAUCGUGGAUUCAGAGGAACCAUCUCAGAUUUUCCUGGAGCAGACCCAUUAAAAGAUGUAGAAGUGCUUAGGAAGGCCAUGAAGGGCUUUGGUACUGAUGAGCAGGCUAUAAUUAAUCUUCUUGGAAGUCGUUCUAACAGGCAGCGUGUGCCUCUACUGGUUGCAUAUAAGACUUCCUAUGGAAAGGACUUGGUUAAGGAUUUGAAGUCUGAGCUUUCUGGGAACUUUGAGAAAUUGGUUUUGGCCAUGUUGAAGACUCCUGCUCAGUUUGAUGCAGCUGAGCUAAAAGAGGCCAUCAAGGGAGCAGGGACUGAUGAGGCCUGUCUGAUCGAGAUUCUGUCCUCUCGCACCAAUGCAGAGAUCAGAGAAAUCAAUCAUAUCUACAAAGCUGAAAACAAGAAAUCACUGGAGGAUGCGAUUAGUGGAGAUACAUCAGGACACUUUCGCAGGCUGCUCAUCUCUCUUGCUCAGGGCAGUCGUGAUGAGAGAGAGACUGUGGAUAUAUCAUUAGCCAAACAAGAUGCUCAGGCUCUCUAUCAGGCUGGGGAAAAUAAACUGGGCACUGAUGAGUCCAAGUUUAAUGCCAUCCUGUGUGCUCGAAGCAAACCUCACCUUAGAGCAGUGUUCCAGGAAUACCAGCAAAUGUGUGGCCGAGACAUUCAGAAGAGUAUUGAGAGGGAGAUGUCUGGAGAUCUGGAGAGUGGCAUGCUGGCUGUUGUGAAGUGCAUUAAGGACACACCAGCCUACUUUGCUGAGAGACUCCACAAAGCCAUGAAGGGAAUGGGAACCAAAGACCGCACCCUGAUCCGCAUUAUGGUGUCUCGCUCAGAGAUGGAUAUGUUGGACAUCCGCCAGGCGUACGUGAGGAUGUAUGGCAAGUCUCUCUACACGGACAUUUCUGGAGACACUUCUGGGGAUUACAAGAAAUUGCUGUUGAAGCUUUGUGGUGGAAGUGAUUAAGAAGAUGUAGCUUCUGUCACAUUAAAGAAGUAAAAAUUUGUGCCAUACGGUGUUCAUACAAAAUAUAUUGUUAUACUCUAAAAAUGCUCUUAUCUACAAUUGCAUGUUGUUGCCAUAAUUAUAAUUUCACAUAUGGCAUAAUGUCGUACAACAUUUCUGUGCUGUAUUUUUAUAUAAAUCUUUAUUUUAUAGAAAGCAGCCUAUAUUUUUUUCUUUACUUGGGCCAUUAUGCUGAGUAUAUUAUACAAUAAGAAAUAGGGGAAAUAUUAUGAAUCUCAAAAAGUGCUGUUAUUGAGUCUUUUUGGUCUUUUUUCAGUAGACUGUUUAAGAAAACAUCUGAUCUAAUCAAAUGAGUCAAAUCAAGUUGAAUCUGAUUCAGUAUCAGUGUUUCACUCCAAAGCAGCUGUGAUACCAACACUCCAUAUCGGAUAGGUGCAUCCCUAUUAAAUGAUUUGUAGAGAUUUAUAUAUCAGCUAAAUACCAAAUAAUUUUUUAAAAUUCUGUUUUAGUUAUAUUCAGAAAUCAGGAAUUGUGGAAACACCAAUAAUGAGAAAGUGUCAGUAGAAACAGCCUCUGCUGUGGCCUGCUGUUGCACCAAUUCCUAGUUGCUUUAUGCUAUACUCUGGGAUCUAAGUGUCACAUGUCCAUAGUAAAAUGAAUGUAAAUGCAUGUUUUAUCAUGAAUAAAAAAGAUGGAAUGUGAUAUA
Pangasianodon hypophthalmus (striped catfish) is the source of this 2931-nucleotide messenger RNA. RefSeq names its product annexin A11a (gene anxa11a). Gene Ontology annotation, molecular function: calcium-dependent phospholipid binding; calcium ion binding. NCBI's taxonomy places the organism in Eukaryota, Metazoa, Chordata, Actinopteri, Siluriformes, Pangasiidae. Gene Ontology annotation, cellular component: cytoplasm. The transcript has 15 exons. Bases 534 to 2225 code for a protein of 563 amino acids. The record is from RefSeq and is a predicted model, not a curated record. Gene Ontology annotation, biological process: cytokinetic process; phagocytosis.